AUGACCAUACCUGAAGGUGUUACAUGUCACAUGCCUAACCAAGUGUGCAAACUCCAAAAGAGUUUAUAUGGUCUGAAACAAGCCAGUCGAAAAUGGUAUGAAAAUUUGACAGCCUUACUACUGCAGCAAGGCUACACUCAAUCUGCUUCUGAUUACUCUCUCUUCACUUUGAAAACUAAUGAUCACUUUACAGCCAUUCUAGUAUAUGUUGAUGACAUAAUUCUAGCUGGAACAUCCAUGCCUGAGUUUGAUCACAUUAAGCUUAUCCUGGAUGAAAAUUUCAGCAUCAAAAACUUGGGCAUACUCAAGUAUUUCCUUGGCCUUGAAGUUGCUCAUUCACAGGCAGGAAUUUCAUUGUCCCAAAGAAAAUACUGUCUUGAUCUUUUGCAGGAACCAGGCAUGCUUGGAUCCAAACCAGCUCCCACACCUACAUAUUCAUCUGUCAAGUUACAUGCUGAUAAUGGAAAGGCCUUUGUAGACAUUGGAGCAUACAAACGAUUGAUAGGACGACUGAUGUAUCUUAACACCACACACCCAGAUAUCACUUAUGCCACACAACAACUUAGUCAAUUUCUGCACAAUCCAACAAUGGCUCACUAUCAUGCUGCCUGCAGAGUUAUUCGAUACUUGAAAAACAACCCUGGCAGAGGAAUAAUAUUUCGAAGAAAUGAUGAGCUGCAAUUACUUGGUUUCUCAGAUUCUGACUGGGCAGGCUGCAUUGAUUCAAGGAGAUCCAUUUCAGGAUACUGUUUCUUUCUUGGAACCUUUCUUAUAUCAUGGCAUACAAAGAAACAGGACGCCAUUUCCAGAUCAUCAUUAGAGGCAGAGUAUAGAGCAUUGUCAUUCGCCACAUGUGAACUACUUUGGUUGAUUGCUCUCAUGAAGGAACUGCACAUCAAGUGUACCAAACUUCCUGUUCUUUAUUAUGACAGUCAAAGUGCAAUGCAUAUUGCGUCCAAUCCGGUAUUCCAUGAAAAACUAAGCAUCUCGAAAUUGAUUGUCAUUUGGUUCGUGAGAAGCUUCAACAAGGAUUACUUCGACUUCUACCUAUCUCUACUCAUGAGCAGCUGGCUAACUUUUUAA
Molecule: messenger RNA, 1083 nt
Organism: Lathyrus oleraceus (garden pea)
Lineage: Eukaryota; Viridiplantae; Streptophyta; Magnoliopsida; Fabales; Fabaceae
Exons: 1
Coding region: 1-1083 (360 amino acids)
Source: RefSeq, a predicted model, not a curated record